AUGGGGAAGAAACCAAGCAGCCGGAGUCGGAGGUGCCGGCCCCUGCCCCACCGUGUGCCCGGGAUCACCGGCAUCUCGGGGCUGGGGGCUGGCCACCUCCUGCUCUCCAUUCCCUUCGCUUGCUUUUCCACUGCAUCACUUGUGGCGAACUUCAAAGUCCUCUUUGUCAUCAGGACCGAUCCGAGCCUCCAUGAGCCCAUGUACCGUUUCCUCUCCAUGCUGGCCACCACGGAUUUGGGUUUGUCUCUCACCACCAACUGUGAUGAGUCCGGUCAACAACAAGGUUUUGGAACCUGUUUUGCUCAGGGUUACUUCAUUCUUUCCUUCUCCUUCAUGGAGUCCUCGGUGCUUCUGGCCAUGGCCUUUGAUCACUAUGUGGCCAUCUGCUACCUGCUGAGAGACUCCUCCAUCCUCACCAGUGCCAGGACAGGCAGGACUGGGCUGGCUGCUCUGUGCAGACAUCUCUUAGGAGUGUUGCCAUCGCCUGCUGUUCAGAAGCACUGGGGAGGCAUCCAUGGAAAGUCUCUGUCACACUCCUGCCUGCACCAGGACGUGAUGAACCUGGCCUGCGCCAACACCACCCCCAGUGUGGUGUACGGCCUCACCGCCAUCCUGCUGGUCAUGGGGUUGGACGCCGUCCUCAUCUGCCUCUCCUACAUCCUGAUCCUCAAGGCUGUCUUGCGGCUGGUGUUGUGGAAGGAGAGGCUCAAGGCAUUCAGCACCUGCGUUGCCCAUAUCUGCGUGGUCCCGGCCUUCUACGUGCCCCUGAUUGGGCUGUCCGUGGUGCACAGGUUUGGGAAGGACCUGGCUCCACUGGUGCAUAUCACCAUGGGGAACAUCUACAUCCUGGUGCCCACUGUGCUCAACCCCAUGAUCUACGGGGUGAGGACCAAGCAGAUACAGAAGAGGAUCCUGAUUUCAAUUAAAAUUUCUGAUGACAGAACUGCCCAUUGA
This is a messenger RNA of Chroicocephalus ridibundus (black-headed gull), 954 nucleotides long. Its product is annotated as olfactory receptor 51E2-like. NCBI's taxonomy places the organism in Eukaryota, Metazoa, Chordata, Aves, Charadriiformes, Laridae. The record is from RefSeq and is a predicted model, not a curated record. Gene Ontology annotation, molecular function: olfactory receptor activity; G protein-coupled receptor activity. Gene Ontology annotation, cellular component: plasma membrane. Gene Ontology annotation, biological process: G protein-coupled receptor signaling pathway.